GCCACCUCUACCCUUUGCACUUCCACCACUUGCCACUGUUCCCUCCUUAUUCCAUUCCACUAAGCUCGGUAGCUCAUUGGCCUUCCUCAAUCACCAUGGCCAAACCUGCCAAGAAGGGCUCUGCCGGCUCCUCCUCACGGCAGCACGCGCCCAGCGUAUCCGACCCCCGCUUCAAUCGUCUGCAGACGGACCCCCGUUUCCUCCGCCCCCAAAAGGAAGCCUCAAAGGUACUCGUCGACGACCGAUUCCGCGGACUCCUCGAUGGCAAGGAUUUUGGUAUCAAUCAGGAUGGAAAGAAAGGGAGAAAUAUUGAUAGAUUUGGAAGGAAGAAGGGAAAGGGGAGUAAGGAAGAGGAGGAGAUGAAGAGGCUUUACAGGCUUGAGGAGAAGCGGAGCGCUCAAGACGCCGAGGAGAGUGGAGAGGAGGAUGAGGAAGACGACGAGGAAGAGGAAGAAUCCGAGGGCGAUGAAGGAUUCGUGGACUAUGCUAGAGGAGCAGCAGACCUCGAAUCUUCCAGCGACGAGGAUUCCUCCGAGGACGAUGAAGACGAAGACGAGUCGAGCGAAGAGGAAGACGAUGUUGCCAUUGGCUCCUCGAAUCUGCUGCGAAAGGAGCGCAGAAGGCAAAGAGCUCGAGGCUCAUCGGCUUCCGACAGCGAUUCAGAACAGGAUGAAGACGAUGAAAGCGUCUCUUCCGUCGAUCCCAAGAUUCUCGCUCAAUUGGACGCCGAAGCAGCGGCAGCUAUUCGCCAAGGCGAGGCAGAAGGCUCUUCGGACGAAGAAGGGGCCGCUGCUUCAUCCAGCAAAGCAUCCAAGAGGGAGCGCCGCAAGAAGAGGGAGGAGAAGGUGCCGCUCGGAGGGGAGACCCGCCGGCUGGCCAUUGUCAAUCUCGAUUGGGAUCACGUGAGGUCCCUCGAUCUCUACAAGAUCUUCUCUUCCUUGGUCUCGCCCCUUGCCACACGCCUCCCAGGUACGACAAGUGCCUUGGAUGCUGAAGACGGUAGCGGCAAGUUGAGGCGCAACCAGGCUUCAAUCCAAGUCAGGGGCACUGUGGAGCAAGUGCGAGUAUACCCUUCUGAGUUUGGUCAGGAGAGGAUGAAGAAGGAGGACAUCGAGGGUCCUCCAAAGGACAUCUUCAAGAGCGGACAAGAUGCUGCAGAGUCGUCUAGCAAGUCAAAAAAGAAACGCAGCAGCAAGGGCAAAGGCAAGAGACGCGACGCAGAUGAGGACAGUGACGACAGCGAUGUGGUGUUCGAGGUCGAUGAUGGAGGAGAAUUCGACGAGGAGGCUCUUCGCAAGUACCAGCUGGACCGACUGCGAUACUACUAUGCCGUCGCCACAUUCGACUCAGCUGCUGCCGCUCGUCACGUCUACGACGAGGUAGAUGGAACCGAGAUGGAGCGGACGGCCAACGUCUUCGACUUGCGCUUCGUACCCGAUGGUAUGGAAUUCCCGAGUCAUCCGAUCAGCGAAGGCGAUGAUGGCUGGAGGGACGAGGCUAAGCCUGGCAUCGACGACAAUGUCACUUACAAGGGUGUAGAUUGGGCAACGGAUGCGCUGCGUCACUCCAAAGUCAGGCUGACCUGGGAUGCUCCGGAUCCUGAGAGGCAGAAAAUCAUCAGACGGGCCAUGACCAAGGAUGACCUGAGAGACGAUGACUUCAAGGCAUACCUCGCCUCUGACACUGAAGAUGACGACGAUGAAGAUGCGGCUGCACAAGGCAAUGGCAAAGCAGCAGCAGGGCGAGAUCGCUUCCGAGCUCUGCUCGGCAUGGACGAUGGUGCUGGCGCGACUGCCUUUUCAAAGAAGAAGCACGCCUCUGCUUUUCAGGAUGGACGCGGAUCAGACGAUGAGGGGGCCGCUCAAGGAGACAUGGAGAUUACCUUCCUCCCGGGUCUAUCGGAAGCUGCUGCUCGCAAGGCCAAGGGCAAUGUCAAUAAGGAGGAUGGCGAGGAGACUACGCUGGAGAAGUAUCUCAGGAAGCAGAGGGAGAAGAAGGAGAGGAGAAAGGCAGCCCGGGAAGGCGAAGGAGAGGAGGAAGAAGAAGCUACUCUCAGCAAGCCCAAGGAGAGCGAUCUGGGCUUCGAUGACCCCUUCUUUGCCAGUGGCGGCGAGGAGGAGGACGUGGAUCUGGACGAAGCUCUUGCGCAAGAGAACAGAAAAUCCUCUUCUAAAGCAGACAAGAAGAAGCCAUCGAAGAAGUCAAAGGAGGCCAGGGAUGACACCACGGCAAGGGCCGAUGAGCUUGCCUUGCUCGUCGACUCGGAAGAGGCUGAUGGUGGUCGCAACCACUUCGACAUGAAAGACAUUCUCAAGUCCGAGUCCAAGUCGGGCAAGAAGCUGAACAGAUGGGAGCGCAAGAAGGCCAAGAAGGCUGGCCUCGAUGCAGUCGCCGGAUCAGGCCCUGCUGCUGCUGCUCGAGUGGGUGCAGCUCAAGAUGGGUUCAAGCUGGACGUGAAUGACGCUCGAUUCGGCGAUUUGAUGUCGAAUCAUGAGUACGCUCUCGAUCCUACACACCCGAGCUUCAUGAAGACGGACAAUAUGAAGAAGCUCAUGGAGGAGAGAAGAAAGCGCUCUGCCCGUGAGGGGGGUGAAGACGGAGAGGCGCAACUUGGAGGAGGUGGAGGAGGCAAGAAGAGAAAAGGCAAUGAAUCCCAGGGAGGAGGAGGAGAUGCUUCUGAGCUGCUGCGCAACCUGAAAAAGAGGCAGAAUGGUCAGAUGGGCAAAGCCAAAAAGGGCACCAAGUAGAGUUGCCCUGAUGUGUGACUCACCAUAAUCUCAAAUGUACUUGUGCC
Messenger RNA from Microstroma glucosiphilum, 2794 nucleotides. RefSeq lists its product as hypothetical. Gene Ontology annotation, biological process: rRNA processing. The record is from RefSeq and is a predicted model, not a curated record. Gene Ontology annotation, molecular function: RNA binding. NCBI's taxonomy places the organism in Eukaryota, Fungi, Basidiomycota, Exobasidiomycetes, Microstromatales, Microstromataceae. Bases 96 to 2747 code for a protein of 883 amino acids. The transcript has a single exon. Gene Ontology annotation, cellular component: nucleus.